AGGAGAAACAGCCGGUCUCACCGGCACAGAGCAGGACUCAGGUGUCACUUGGGAGGUAGAGAGCACCUGUUCUCCCACCUGAACAAGGAUGGAGAACAAAGAGACGGGAACCCCUCCACUCAUUCCAUCCAGGGAGGGGGGGCUCCAGCUCACGCUGCUGCUUACGACACUGAGCAGCGCCUUUGGCUCAGCCUUCCAGUACGGCUACAACAUCGCUGUGGUCAACACGCCGCACAAGGUCUUCAAGUCAUUUUACAAUGAAACCUACUUUGAGCGGCACGCAACCUUCAUGGACGAGAAGCUCAUGCUGCCUCUGUGGUCCUGCACUGUCUCCAUGUUUCCUCUGGGCGGCUUGUUGGGGUCCUUGAUCGUGGGCCUGCUGGUGGAUAGAUGUGGCAGAAAGGGGACCCUGCUGAUCAACAACAUCUUUGCCAUCAUCCCCGCCAUUCUGAUGGGAGUCAGCAAAGUGGCCAAGGCUUUUGAGCUGAUCAUGUUUUCCCGAGUGGUGCUGGGAGUCUGUGCAGGCAUCUCCUACAGCGCCCUUCCCAUGUACCUGGGGGAACUGGCUCCCAAGAACCUAAGAGGCAUGCUGGGAACAAUGACCGAGGUGUUUGUCAUCGUUGGAGUCUUCCUAGCACAGAUCUUCAGCCUGCAGGCCAUCUUGGGCAACCCGGCAGGGUGGCCGGUGCUUCUGGCCCUCACGGGGGUGCCUGCACUGCUGCAGCUGCUGUCCCUGCCCUUCUUCCCCGAGAGCCCCCGAUACUCCCUGAUUCAGAAAGGAGAUGAAGCCACAGCGCGACAAGCUCUGAGAAGGCUGAGAGGCCACGCAGACAUAGAGGCUGAGCUGGAGGACAUGCGUGCGGAGGCCCGGGCCGAGCAUGCCGAGGGCCACCUGUCGGUGCUGCGCCUCUGCGCCCUGCGGUCCCAGCGCUGCCAGCUCCUCUCCAUCAUCGUGCUCAUGGCUGGCCAGCAGCUGUCGGGGAUCAAUGCGAUCAACUACUAUGCAGACACCAUCUACACAUCUGCGGGCGUGGAGGCCUCUGACUCCCAGUACGUGACAGUGGGUGCUGGCGUGGUCAACAUAGUGAUGACUGUCAUCUCGGCUGUCCUGGUGGAGCGGCUGGGACGGCGGCCCCUCCUGCUGGCCGGCUACGGCAUCUGCGGCUCUGCCUGCCUGGUGCUGACAGCGGUGAUCCUAUUCCAGAACAGGGUCCCUGAGCUGUCUUACCUCGGCAUCAUCUGUGUCUUUGCCUACAUCGUGGGACAUUCCAUUGGGCCCAGUCCGGUCCCCUCGGUGGUGCGGACCGAGAUCUUUCUGCAGUCCUCCCGGCGGGCGGCGUUCAUGGUGGACGGCGCGGUGCACUGGCUCACCAACUUCAUCGUGGGGUUCCUGUUCCCAUCCAUCCAGGAGGCCAUCGGUGCCUACAGUUUCAUCAUCUUUGCGGGAAUCUGCCUCCUCACUGCGAUUUACAUCUACCUGGUUAUUCCUGAGACCAAGGGCAAAACAUUUGUGGAGAUAAACCGCAUUUUUGCCAAGAAAAAUGGAGUAGAGAUUCCAGAGGAGAAGAAAGAAGAAACCAUUGCUGCUGGGCCUCCCGUGCCCUCUCCUGCCAAGGAAACUUCCUUUUAGUGGCCCUGCAAGACGGACAGCAGCCGUAUUUAAGGCUUCCUUCUAUGAGAAUGGGCCUCCCGGCCCCAGGAUCUGGGGAGGAUAACAGCACUGAGGCUUUUGUCGACCCCCCCAUUUAAUUUAAUUAUGGAUAUUAUUAAAUAUCCACAACAAUGCAUGUUUAGCUGAGAAAUUCCAGGGCUAGCCGCUGAGAGGAAUGACCUGGAAGAAGGGGCAGGCAUGUGAAUUUUGAUUGGUUAAGAUUCAAUUCUCCCAGUUCUACAUUGGUGCCAACAUUUAAAUGACGUAUAGAUGCACUUUUUUAAAGUAAAACUUUUCGGGAUCCACAAUUGUGGUGGAGACCCACAUUGCCAUCAUUGCGUCGCUGAGGGAGUUCAGGGUUCUGAAUGCCAUUGCCUUCCUGGCGACGUGGCUGCAGAUUGCACCAUGGAUCCCAGCCUGCGUGCCCAGCUCCGUCCUGUCCAUCACAGGUGCCACGGGCA
This is a messenger RNA of Sapajus apella (tufted capuchin), 2112 nucleotides long. It is a transcript of the gene SLC2A7, whose product is annotated as solute carrier family 2 member 7. The record is from RefSeq and is a predicted model, not a curated record. Gene Ontology annotation, biological process: monosaccharide transmembrane transport. Gene Ontology annotation, cellular component: membrane. Gene Ontology annotation, molecular function: hexose transmembrane transporter activity. Lineage: Eukaryota; Metazoa; Chordata; Mammalia; Primates; Cebidae. The coding region runs from base 89 to 1630 and encodes 513 amino acids. The transcript is spliced from 12 exons.